AUGUCUGGUGAAAGCUCAGCUAGUAGCUUUCAUGGAGGUUUAUUCACCAACAAUGCCAAUAAAGGUUACCAAAACGACACACUCAACCCCUAUUUCAUGCACCCCAAUGAAAAUCCUGCAAUUGUUCUUGUUACUCCGUUGUUUAAUGGAGGCAAUUAUCAUUCUUGGUCAAGGUCUAUGACUGUCGCUAUUCGUUCCAAGAACAAGCUCCAUUUUCUCAAUGGAACUCUUCCUCGUCCUUUAGAUGAUGAUCGUGAUUGUAUGGCUUGGGAUAGGUGCAACACCAUGAUCAUGUCAUGGAUCACAAAUUCUGUUGAACCAGAAAUUGCUCAGAGUGUGUUAUGGAUGGAUGUGGCAUCAGAAAUGUGGCAAGAAUUGAAAGAUCGAUUUUAUCAAGGUGAUGUGUUUCGUAUCUCAGAUAUUCAAGAUGAAAUAUCUUCUCUUAAACAAGGAUUCUCACUGCAAGAUGAUGAUUGGCACAGCUGAACUGAAGCAUGGAUUGUAUCUCUUAACCUCACCAGCAGUUAGCUUGCCACACACUCCACCAGCACACAUAGUUAAUUCUGUCAAUUCUAUAC
Trifolium pratense (red clover) is the source of this 578-nucleotide messenger RNA. RefSeq lists its product as uncharacterized. The record is from RefSeq and is a predicted model, not a curated record. Lineage: Eukaryota; Viridiplantae; Streptophyta; Magnoliopsida; Fabales; Fabaceae. The transcript is spliced from 2 exons. Bases 1 to 486 code for a protein of 161 amino acids.